This is a messenger RNA of Epinephelus moara (kelp grouper), 7776 nucleotides long. RefSeq names its product p21 protein (Cdc42/Rac)-activated kinase 4 (gene pak4). The transcript is spliced from 11 exons. The record is from RefSeq and is a predicted model, not a curated record. Gene Ontology annotation, biological process: protein phosphorylation; regulation of MAPK cascade; intracellular signal transduction. NCBI's taxonomy places the organism in Eukaryota, Metazoa, Chordata, Actinopteri, Perciformes, Serranidae. Bases 333 to 2300 code for a protein of 655 amino acids. Gene Ontology annotation, cellular component: cytoplasm. Gene Ontology annotation, molecular function: protein serine/threonine kinase activity; ATP binding.
UUGCUGAAACCAUAGGAAUGCGACACACUUUGCAUUUACAGCCUAAAGCUACAGCACUUUGUGUUGUCUGUAUAGAAAUAUAUCUGUAUAUUUUAACACGCCACCGUCCGUUACAUGUCACCGUGUCCGUAUCGGUCUGUUGUUCUGUGAAGACGUAACGAAGCUUCCGACGAGUUAAACUCUGUUUGAUUCCUUCGCGGAAACAACUUUGUUGCUGCACGGAGUCUGUUUUUUCCUCCUCGUCCUCAGCUGCGUUUCCGACAUGAGAUCAGGUGGAUAGUGUGUUGCCGUGCCUGUGACUAAAAGUUUGAUGAUAGGCCACAGCCACCAUCAUGUUCACCAAAAAGAAGAAGUCUCGUAUCCAGAUCUCCGCUCCAUCCAACUUUGAGCAUCGCGUACAUACAGACUUUGACGAGCAGGAGCAGAAGUUUGUCGGGUUGCCGCGGCAAUGGCAGUCACUUAUCGAAGACACAGCCAGAAGGCCAAAACCCUUUAUCGACGCGACUGUCAUCACUACUGUAGAGCCACGCAAGACAAUUGUACGUGGCAGCAAGCUUGGAGUGGAUGGCUCUCUGACCUGGCUGUUGGAUGAGUUUGACACCAUGUCUGUGACUCGCUCCAACUCCCUGAGACGAGGCAGCCCUCCCAUCCAGCCUCGCAAGGACUCUAGUUCUUCAGUAGGGGGGCAGGAGAACGGAGAUCCUCACCACAGACACUACUCACACCCAGACAAAGACCGACUCAGGUCAGACCACCACCACAGUGGAGGUGACCCCCGUCAGGGUCAGCGUGCACUUCGCCCUCCUCAGUGGGAUGAGGGAGUCCAGGGUCGGCCCCAACAGCAGCCCCGGGGCCAAGAGCCCAGCAGGGCCCACAGGGACAGACCAGGCUCCGGCCCUCCUCCUCCGCCUCACAGGGACAGAGAGCCUCGAGACCGGGACCAGGUGGAUCAACCCAGUGACCACAGGCCAAAGUCCAGCUACAUGGUGCGGGAUGGCAGCCCUCAGUCUCCCAGGGACAAGAGGCCUCUCUCUGGGCCCAAUAUCCGUACUCCAAACCUGCCAGUAACAGAGGGGGUCAUGAAAACUGCCCAACAGACCACACGGCCAUUUAACACCUACCCGAGGACGGACAGCGAGGGUGGACGCAGCCCCACAGGACAGCCGGUUCGACACCAUGAAUCCUCCCCUCAAAAUGGCCCUUCUAGUGGCUCCUCACGAGCUUCCUCCGGCUCCAAGCCCCCUGUAAGCCACCCGCACCCUCAUCACACCUCCCACCCCAGCCUGACCCCUGAGGCCACCCAGCACCCACACACCCCUCACCCCAACGUUCCAGCCCCACGGCCCCCUGUGCCCUCUGGGCCCCCAGCAUCAGGUGCUCCGUCACAGGGCCGCUCACCGCAGAGGGAGCCCCAGAGGGUUUCCCAUGAGCAGUUUAGAGCGGCGCUACAAAUGGUGGUGGAUCCUGGUGAUCCUCGGACCUACCUGGACCACUACAUUAAGAUAGGGGAGGGGUCCACAGGAAUUGUGUGCAUCGCCACAGUGAAGACCACCGGGAAACUGGUCGCCGUGAAAAAGAUGGACCUGAGGAAACAACAGCGCAGAGAACUUCUCUUCAACGAGGUGGUGAUCAUGCGGGACUACCACCAUGAGAAUGUGGUGGAGAUGUACAACAGCUACCUGGUGGGAGACGAGCUCUGGGUCGUCAUGGAGUUCCUGGAAGGAGGAGCUCUCACUGACAUUGUGACACACACCAGGAUGAACGAGGAGCAGAUCGCCACAGUGUGUCUGUCUGUCCUGAAGGCGUUGUCUGUCCUCCACUCACAGGGUGUGAUCCACAGAGACAUCAAGAGUGACUCCAUCCUCCUCACUCAUGAUGGCCGCGUGAAGCUGUCAGACUUUGGUUUCUGUGCCCAGGUGUCUAAGGAAGUGCAAAGAAGGAAGUCUCUGGUGGGAACACCAUACUGGAUGGCACCAGAGCUCAUAUCCAGACUGCCCUAUGGACCAGAGGUGGAUAUCUGGUCUCUGGGUAUCAUGGUCAUAGAGAUGGUGGACGGGGAGCCACCGUACUUCAAUGAGCCGCCGCUCAAAGCCAUGAAAAUGAUCCGAGACAACCUGCCUCCCAAACUGAAGAACCUGCACAAGGUCUCCCCUCUGCUCAAGGGCUUUCUAGACAGGAUGUUGGUGAGAGACCCGGCUCAGAGGGCCUCAGCCAGCGAGCUUCUCAAACACCCCUUCCUGACGAAGGCGGGUCCGCCGUCCUGCAUCGUCCCCCUGAUGAGACAGAACAGGAUGAGAUGAGAUAUGUGACACCAAGACCUCCAGACCCUGGAGGGCAGCGUGUGCAAGUUCAGAUGGAAGAGAAUACUCCUGCACACAGAGGGGUGGCCCACAGAGGUCAGAGGUCACAGAUGAGGGGUCUGUGCGUCAGGCAAAACCCUCGGGAAGAUCUGUGAGCUGCAGAGUGUAAACUGGAUGUGCAGGAGUAUUCUAUUUUUUCUUAUGUGAAUCACUGAACUGUGGGGAGUGUAUUCCUUUAAUAAGAGGCAAUAAGAUGGGGUGUGUGUGUGUGUGUGUGUGUGUGUGUGUGUGUGUGUGUGAGUGUGAGUGAGUGAGUGAGUGAGUGAGUGAGUGAGUGAGUGAGUGAGUGAGUGAGUGAGUGUAGAUGUAUGUUGGUAGCACUGUUAAUGACAGUGUUUCAUGGCAUAUGUGAGAGCAAAGAAGCCACAACUUGCCUGUCGUGUGAUUUUUGCCGAUUUCAUUUAAACAUUCAGUUUUAAUCGAGGACCUGGAACAAUAGUGGCUGUUUUUAUUUUUCCAUUUGGACCUUACCUGGAUUUCAAGUGUGAUGGUGGGGUUUUGCACACCAGUCGGAUACUUUGAAGGAGCCCUGAGCCCAUUGGCUGAUUUUAGAGACAGACGGAGCGCCAUUCUAAUCUCGCUCUUUGACGGUCUGGAAUCUGAAUUUUCUCACUACAAAGAUUUCUCUCGCGGAUGGAUCCCAGACUCAGACACUAUCCUCAUCACACCCAGAACCUACUACUGAGGGAGGAAAUCUUUUGACUCAAAUGAGUCAGACAAACUUUAUUUUGUAGCCAUAUAAACACUAGCUUCCUGUUGUAAACAAGCAAACAUACACUAAGUCGAAAGGUAAACACUGGAGUUGUGUUUUUUUUAAUUCCCUCUUAUUUUCCUGUGUAAGUACAAUGAACAUAGAGAGAUAUAUCAGUUUUGAUGUUUUGCUAUCUCUAUUUUGUGAUUGUUUUAUUAUUAUUAUUAUUAUUAUAAUGAUUUGUUUCCUGGUUUAUUUUAGAGAGAGAUGUGAUGAUUUUUGAAGCACUGUCAAUGAGAGAUAGAAGCUGCACUCCCGCUUGAUUCCAGCGCACAGAUAAUAGACACUAGAUUUUUUUUGUUUUUGAACCAGACCAGAUAGGACUCAUCGACCUGUUUUACAGAAAUAUUAAGAGACAACAAUACCAACCCUUAAAACUGACUGGGUAUAAAAUCCUGACAAAGCACAUACAUUUCAUACACAUUUUAACAUGUUUUCUUUUAAACAGCUGCGUUUUCUAAAGGGUUUUUUUAAGAGAAUGCUUCCCCAACCCUUUUGUUAACCUUAAAGGAACACUUUACCCACAAAAUGACCAUUUGUAUAUCAGUCAUACCAUGUUACCUUGAAUUUGUGAAGAAAACAUUUUUUCUCACAUGCCUCCACGGAAAACAUUGACAUACAUGGUCAUUUAAUUAACAAUUUCAGCUAAUAGAACUUCACAAUCUAAUGGUUCUUCUUUGGUAUUUUGACUUUUUUUUUUCCUUUGGUCAAUUCUGAACCCAGAGUACUUCAUGCUGAUCUGCCGCUCCUUGACAAUGAACACACACAAACACACUUCUGGAUGCUGUCUUAUGUCACUUUUUGUCCCACCCAACUAAACAAACUGACAUUUUUUGUAUGGCGUAGCACACUCACUGUUCUAGUUAUCCUGUACUUUUCUACAACCCUGAUGCCAAAAAAAAGUUGGGAUGCCAUGCAAAACGUACAGAAAAACAGAAAGCAAUAAUUUGCAAAUCCUUUGCGACCUAUAUUCAAUUGAAUACAUACAGACAAGAUAUUUAAUGUUUAACAUGAUAAACUUUAUUUUUUCUGUAUUUACACUCAGUCUGAACUUGAUUCCUGCAACAUGUUCGAAAAAAGAAGGGCCAGGGGCAACAAAAGACUGGGAAAGUUGUGGCGCGCUCAAAAACCAGCCUGCUCUCACUGAAAAACGGCAACAUAUGUCGACGUUGCAAGCAGCUUAUUAUGACCCAUACUUAGAUUUACUGUAAGGUGGCACCCUCUAGCAGCCAUAAUAAAUAUUACAGGACCAAAGACUGCAUAAUGUUGUACAAUAUUAAGGAAGCUCCCACAGGGUGGGCAGGAAAACACAGGACUUGAAUUCAGGAGACUGGUGUUCAUGUCCUGAAGUCACCAUGGACUUAUUUUAAUAACAAUAAUGACAACAUAGCAUAGUAUGCUAGUACGUGUAGCAUGCUACGUUAGUGACAUCUGUGAUGUGUUGUCAUUGGUGACAAAAAGUUUAUUUAGUUUAUCACUUUGAACAUUAAAUAUCUUGUCUCUGCUGUAUUUGGUGGACUUUUCAUACAGUUUAACAGCAUCCCACCUUUUUUGGAAUUGGGGUUGUACAUACAUAUACAUGCGAAACUGCAGCUGUAGAUGCACUGUACUCCUGCUGAGUUCAACUUGUGGAUUCUUCAGGAGAAAAUGGAGAAGCCAGUGACUGAGAGGCCUUGUACCAAGUGUAGGAUGUAGGUAGGACGUACUCAACACUAAUAGUUUGUUUUCUUACAUUGUUGAUCAUUCCUGCAAAGCACAGCUAGCUGUGGUGUGAAGAUAAUGAUGUGACCAUGAACUAAAGUCACUGUUAAUGAUUUUUGAUGCUGUGUAGCUACACUUCUUGGAAGAGGUAAAAAACAACAACAACCACAAAAAAAAAAACGUGCGUAAAAGCAGCAGUACCCUUCAGUGAAUACUUUCUGUAACUUCAAACUGCAGUCGCAUUAUCGCGUAUUUGGACUCAUACAUUCAUAAAAACACUACUAACAUUGCCCUCAGUCUGUUUUCCAACCAGUAGGAGGAGAGAAAAUGUAACAGACUCACUUUGUUUUGGACAGUUGCUGCUGUUAAAUUUGCUUUGCUGCCUUAAUAUAUGCGCACACAAGCAUGACUGCAUGCCUUGCCUGAGGGGAGGGUCUUACAAGUCAAAACAAGUUUGAUUGAUUGGAGUCAAUUUUUCCUGACUACAGUGACCACUCGCUGUAUUCUGGACUGUUUUGAACUCACGGCAUCCUGGACAGCAGGCAUUUCUAAUGCAUUACUAAGCGUUAUAUAUAUUUUUUUGUUACUUCAAAACACUAACAGGUAGUUAUUCACCAUUUUUUGACAGCCGUCUGUCAUGUCUGGCAGAGAGAUGUUACUUCAAAGUAGGGCUGGGCGGUAUGUCAAAAUUUUCAUAGUACGUUUUUUUAAGAAAAAUCAUAUCGCUUUCACGGUAUUUGAUGGUAUUUUGCUCGGGUUCGGCCCGCUUGACAUGCUGCUGUGUGUGCUAUGGCCUAUUCAAGUGCUGGAAUUUGUUAUUUACGUGACAACGCCUGAACGCAACACAGUGCUCGGCUGUCUUGGGGUCGGGUCGGGUCGGCUUUGGUAAGGAAAAUGCACACGUGUCUGUGUGUGAGUUUGUGUUCACAUCUGGGCGAAACUCCGCCGUACGCGCAGUGUGCCGCUGCUAGUUGCAUAUAGGGGAAACACUGCUCUUUUUGGUAAGAGUUCUUCUGGGUCAUCGUGUUCUUCUUCAGCAACGUGUACAGUUGCUUCGCUUUCAGGACUCUCUCUGGCAUCCAUUCUCGCCUCUAAACUUUUCUCUAUGCUCGCACUCUCGCCGGCUCUAGCACACCCGUGGUAUGCAGCGGUGAAAUGGGUCCCCGCUGAAACACUUUACCACUGCACACGUUCCAGACAUUGUUUAGGCUAUUCACCGGUAUUGCGGUAUAUGAAAAAUUCAUAUCUUAACGAAAAUAAAUACCGAUUUUCGGUACGAACCGGUAUACCGCACAGCCCUACUUUAAAGGUGGAAUGACUUUAGAAAAGGCCAGCCCUAAAACACUCUGCCCAUUUGAGUUUUUUUGUAUUUAUUGAGCCUUAUCUUGAUUAACAUUACUAUGAAAAUAGUAUUUUGCAGACACAGGCUCUCUCAUUUCUGCAUCAUCCGGUCACAAAAUCCUCCCCACCUGCCAUAUUCGUUUAGCCACGGGCGUACAUUGAACACUCGCUGUGAUUUCUCCCAAAUCAAUGAAGGAAGGAAAAAUGAUGAGACCUUUAUGUAUUUGAUUUGUGACCUGGAAGUAUUUGAGUUUCAGUGUCUGGAAUACUGUCCGAAACACAGUGAGUCUACCUUAGCAUCCACUUCCUAAAAACAUGUACUCUCAAGUUUGCUUGCAUGGGCUGGAGCAGGUUUGAGACACUGUAGUCUGAACAUGGGUUAAUCAUAAACUUACUUGUUUUCUUCAAAAACAUUCUCUCAGAAGAAAUUUGUGGUGUUUUCACGUUCUUCGUCUCCUCAGCUGAUGUCUCUGGAUCUUUUUUGUGUGUGUGUGUGUGUGCAUGUGUGGGAAGAGCCUCUAAUGACUCACAGAUUAUGAAACGUGUUGUGAUGUUUCAAGUUUAUAAUCAGAGACGUGAUAGCUGAGUUGAGUGACAAUCUGUGAAUUUUAUUAGUUUGUCUUUUUCAGGCAGAAUCUUAAAUUAGAAUAUUGAUCCCACAUAAAUCUUUUAAAUCUGCACAUAUUGGUUCAUCACUGACUUACUAUGUUUAGAGAGAACUAUAAACACUUGUUUUGGAUUUACAACAAAUACACUUUAUACUGAAGGUGCAAACUUCUCCUCCAACUAAAUGCUGGCAAAUUCAGCCCUGUGUGGUUUUGAGAGGUGGCUGGUGGAAUGGUGAAAAUGACCAACUAAUAUUGGGACUUAGAAAUUUGACAGAAAAUUAGGACAAACUAUAGGGAAUAUAUCAUAAUCUGAGAUAUCAUGAAUUAAGUCAUAAUCCUGAGAAAAGAAAGUUCACGAAAAGGUGUACUGAGAAAGAGAAAGCUGAUAACAGUUAAAUAUGUUGCAUCAGGAGCAAAAUGUGGUUUUGCCAACCUAGUGACCAGAAUAAAUGUUGUCAUUGUACUUUUCUGCAAACCAUGGAUAAGUUAUUGUACAUUUCAUAUGUAGUGGAUAGUGGUAGUGGUUGAAACUUAAAGUUUCAGUUUUCAGUGUUGUGAUAAUGCUGACACACACACACACACACACACAAAACACCAGGGCCAUGUUUACACCUUGUAUCAAAACACAUCCUGUGUGAUAGUAUCAUCCAGGAUGCAUUGAUAUGUCUCCAGUGUGUCUUGAGAUCUGAUCACUCAGACCACAUUCAGAGAUGGUCUGAGUGAUCAGAUCUCAGCUCUGCAGUGUGAACGCUUAUAUGUCCUGGGCCACAUUGAACAAUGCCCUCGAUUAUGUCACAGCCCACCAGAUAAUAUAACUUCUUCAUCGGCUGUUUGUCAAUGUUUGGCUGUCGCUAAGCUUCUGUUGCCCCCGGUCUUUGCUGUGUCCUGCACAGUUUCCCCCUCGUCGGUCCUAGUUUUUAGUUCAGCAUGUUGAAUUGAUGUCAGAGACGGCACAGCCCGUUGGUAUUUUAGAUCACUCUGAUUGGCAGUUCAGCUUAGUGCACAAAAGGAGAAA